Messenger RNA from Dermacentor andersoni, 1982 nucleotides. RefSeq names its product DnaJ heat shock protein family member shriveled (gene shv). Gene Ontology annotation, biological process: protein maturation; protein folding. Gene Ontology annotation, cellular component: endoplasmic reticulum. Gene Ontology annotation, molecular function: misfolded protein binding. The record is from RefSeq and is a predicted model, not a curated record. NCBI's taxonomy places the organism in Eukaryota, Metazoa, Arthropoda, Arachnida, Ixodida, Ixodidae.
ACACGUGUAUAACACAACAAUGGCGUCACCGGCGCUCGGGUUGCUGACUUGCUACGUUCUUUUGCUUCUAAUUGCUCAAAGUUUAGCCGGGAGAGACUUUUACAGUAUUUUGGGUGUGUCACGUAACGCUAAUACAAACCAAAUCAAGAAAGCAUACAGGAAGCUUGCCAGAGAGUUGCAUCCUGACAAGAACAAGGAAGAUCCCCAUGCACAAGAAAAGUUCCAAGACCUGGGAGCAGCGUAUGAAGUACUCUCAGACGAAGAAAAGCGAAAAACGUACGACCGGCAUGGCGAAGAGGGAUUGAAACAUGAUUCGUUUGGCGGAAGUGAUCCGUUCGCAAGUUUCUUCGGAGAUUUUGGCUUCUUUGGUGAUGGACAUCGAAAUGAGCAACGUGAGAUCCCACGUGGUGCAGAUGUGGUUAUGGACCUUUGGGUCACGUUGGAAGAGCUGUAUCAAGGCAAUUUUGUGGAGGUUGUCCGCAACAAGCCUGUGGCAAAACCAGCCAAAGGCACGCGCCGUUGCAACUGUCGCCAGGAGAUGGUUACCCGACAGCUGGGCCCCGGCCGUUUCCAAAUGAUGCAGCAGACAGUCUGUGAUGAAUGCCCCAAUGUCAAGUUGGUGAACGAAGAGAAACUUUUGGAGGUGGAAGUUGAGGCAGGCAUGAGGGAUGGCCAAGAGCAAGUCUUUGUGGCAGAAGGUGAACCUCAUAUAGAUGGCGAACCUGGGGACCUCAAGUUGCGGAUUCGAACUAUGCCGCACCAUGUUUUUGAGAGGAGGGGUGAUGACCUUUACACAAACAUAACCAUUUCACUGACGGAUGCUCUGGUAGGAUUUGAAACUGAAAUAACCCAUCUGGAUGGUCACAAGGUACCAAUUACACGUGAGAAAAUUACAUGGCCUGGAGCAAGACUACGCAAGAAGAAUGAAGGCAUGCCAAACUACGAAAACAACAACCAGAAAGGAACCUUGUAUGUCACUUUUGAUGUGGACUUUCCAAAAGGUGACCUUAGCACCGAAGACAAGGAAGCCAUCAAGAAAAUACUUAAAGAGGAAAGCAAGACAAAAAUUUAUAAUGGACUGCGGGGUUACUAGUGUGUCCCAGUGAACUGCUAUAGUUGUACAGAUUUCUUUUCUUUUUCACACAUUUCUUAUCCCUUCUGUGGAGGGCACCAAGUGGCAUGCCAAGCAUGGUUUUAACAUGCAGUGUGUAAGUGUACAGACUAUUUGAAACUGGCCACAUUGUUUGUAUGUGAGCAUUUUCUGUUUUUCAUCUUUUGAGUGGUUGCAUCUAGAGGAUGGAGGGGGAGGGGAGAGUGAAGAAAAUAAAGUCUAACUUUUGGCCUGCCUGUUAAAAUACCUGCUAAGUCAGUGCUGUUCUCUUUUUGUAUACUCAAGCUGGUAGAAGUUUCUAACCCAGAAUAUGACUGAAAAAAAAAAAAAAACUGGUGAACAGUACUCUUGGCAUUCUGGUAUAAGGCAGUCUAAUCAGAAUUGUAUUAGCUCAAUCAGUCAUCUUAGAUUAUUUGCAUUGAUUUUCCUUUGUCAGAUUGAAGCAGCACAUUUGCAGAUGUGACGUUAAAUAAUAUUUAUAUAACUGUUCAGAAGGAAGGCUCUGCACCCCUCUCCCACUUUUAGACUACUUUCUGGCAAAAUUUUAUGCAAUUUAGGAUAUUUAAUGCAUCAUUAAUGGCAUGGUUUUGUGCCAUUUACAACACAAAUGCAGCAGCUGGAACCCUUUGUGAUGUCAGGUGAAGGGUUCCCAUGACAGCUCUGUGCAGGAUCGGAGCGUAGCUCCUGUUGUACAGUCAGUUUUUGCUAAGUCGCACAACUCGUGUUCAUCACAUUUUUGAGCCCAUUGUUUUGUAUUGUUUCACACAAGUAUUUCAUCACAACUGCAGUGUGUGUUGAAAAAGAGUAUGGAGUAUGUACUAUGCCUAGGAUUUCCAAGUCAUGUGAAAUAAAUUAUGCUUGUUAUACAGAG